Messenger RNA from Linum tenue, 333 nucleotides. Lineage: Eukaryota; Viridiplantae; Streptophyta; Magnoliopsida; Malpighiales; Linaceae. The record is from the annotation of a GenBank genome assembly.
UGGGCCGGACGUCAGCGGGUCGUCGGCUAUGGUCAGCCGGCCGAACAGGCUGGCCGGGUCUUGAAUAUCGACGGGUUGGAUUUUGGGGUUGAUUGGGACGGCGGUGGCACGUGGGCCGGCGAUGUUGUUGUGGUAGUAGAAGUGGAGGUGCGUUAGCUUCUCCGAUUUGGCUGAAGUUGCUGUGGGGAUAAUAAUUAUGAAGUUGGCUGAUGAGAAAAUUAGGAGCUGGAUAAUGGAGACAAGGAAGUGAUUAGCCAUAAUGGUGAUGCGUGGCGGGGUGAUACUUUUGGUAAUCUUUAUCGUCUUUUUGGUGUUUUUGGUUGGGAUUUCGGU